AACAAUGAACUGCCUCCCAAAUUUUGAUGGCAUCAAAAAUUAUUUUGAUAGAUCAUUUUGAUUAUUCUGGCGCCUCGAGCGUGUGUGAGGCACGCCGUGCACCACAGUGGCGCAGGUACACGUUUCUCUAGAUAUAGCAGGAGUACAUCGAAUUAAGAUAAUGGGACUGUGCUGCUGCAAACGAGAUCACACCAUCGAACACGACGACAACCAUGACGAUAAGACGAGUGUCUUGGAACCCCAGGAAUCGAACGUUUCUGCCUCUUCUAUCCACCCCAGUCUCUUCUCCUCAGAUUCUAUCGCAAAUCCUUGCCAUCUCACGUGGCUUACGGACAUCCAUAUUAACAACAUUGACACAGACGACGACGAAAUGAAACAUACAUGCAGAAUAAGUGGACUGUGUUGCCUUGACAACGGAAGAACUGUGCUUAUGGAUAGAAAUAACCAAAUGCUAAUGGUCUUUGACCCUGAAUUUCAAUAUGCAUACAGACAAAAAAUUCGAAAACAACUUAUAUCACUGACCACUUUUGAAUUUGAUAACAUUGCUAUCUUAGAAACUGGAUUUAUUGGCCUUUACAACAUUUCCGGAAAAUACGUCACGAGACUUCCGGUACGGUUUACUGUUGGAAAAAAUCCUAGAGCAGUGACAUUCAACGGAUCUCUGUUCGCUGUACUAUAUGUACAAAAUGGUAACAACUUCGUAAAAAUUUAUUCUAAAGAUGGUAUUGAACAUAAAACUAUCCCUCUUAGUAUUCAAAUUGAGAAGAGAAAAUAUCGGUCAAACAGUAUAGUGCUUGAUCGGAGUAACGACCAUUUAUAUUUACCGAAUAUGUCCGGAAAAUGUAUAUCGUGUGUGAAUUUCCUUGGAGAAGUAGUUUGGAACUCUGUUACCGUAGACCAUAUUCUACACCCCUCCUGUCUAAUGCUAGAGGGGAAUUUCAUCUAUUGCUGUGAUUGGCUGACUAAAGGUGUCAAUCUCGUCUCCUUAGAUGGAAAGCGAUCGACUUCUAUUUGCGUCGAUGGCGUAAAAAAAGCAAGAUUCGUAGCUUUUCAAAGGAAGAAGCAACAUCUGAUAAUUUUUACAGACUUCAAAUACAAACUGCGUAUAUUUGAUGUUCUCUUGCCUCCGGAAGAAUGCUGAAGUUUGAAAUGACGAUCGGAAUAUCAUCUGUAAAUCAUCUCAUCAAGGCUGAGAUAAGAUAAAUCGCGUUAGAAAGGAGUGCUUUUGUUUGUGCGUUUGAAGUCUUUCGACAGAUCAUUCUUAAUUCUACUUGUUAUAACCCCUUGAUUCGAUGACAGAAUUAUCAUUAAAUGCCGCUCUUUUACAGCCAUUUGAUUUCCGUCAAUAAAGAAAAUGAUCGAUCUUU
This is a messenger RNA of Ostrea edulis (European flat oyster), 1367 nucleotides long. RefSeq lists its product as uncharacterized. NCBI's taxonomy places the organism in Eukaryota, Metazoa, Mollusca, Bivalvia, Ostreida, Ostreidae. The record is from RefSeq and is a predicted model, not a curated record. The transcript has 2 exons. The coding region runs from base 161 to 1141 and encodes 326 amino acids.